Lontra canadensis (Northern American river otter) is the source of this 7891-nucleotide messenger RNA. RefSeq names its product calcium voltage-gated channel subunit alpha1 B (gene CACNA1B). The record is from RefSeq and is a predicted model, not a curated record. Gene Ontology annotation, molecular function: calcium ion binding; high voltage-gated calcium channel activity. The transcript is spliced from 46 exons. Gene Ontology annotation, cellular component: membrane; voltage-gated calcium channel complex; neuronal cell body. The coding region runs from base 1 to 6504 and encodes 2167 amino acids. NCBI's taxonomy places the organism in Eukaryota, Metazoa, Chordata, Mammalia, Carnivora, Mustelidae. Gene Ontology annotation, biological process: chemical synaptic transmission; calcium ion import across plasma membrane.
AUGUGCUCUGGACUUCUGGUGGUUCUCACCAGGAUCCUGGCCACGGCUGGCACUGACUUUGACCUGCGGACCCUGCGGGCUGUGCGUGUGCUCAGGCCCCUGAAGCUGGUGUCUGGGAUUCCGAGCUUGCAGGUGGUGCUCAAGUCCAUCAUGAAGGCCAUGGUCCCACUCCUGCAGAUCGGGCUGCUUCUCUUCUUUGCCAUCCUCAUGUUCGCCAUCAUCGGCCUCGAGUUCUACAUGGGCAAAUUCCACAAGGCCUGCUUCCCCAACAGCACAGAUCCAGAUCCAGUGGGCGACUUCCCCUGCGGCAAGGAGGCCCCAGCCCGGCUGUGUGAGGGGGACACAGAAUGUCGGGAGUACUGGCCAGGCCCUAACUUCGGCAUCACCAACUUCGACAAUAUCCUGUUCGCCAUCUUGACGGUUUUCCAGUGCAUCACCAUGGAGGGCUGGACCGACAUCCUCUACAAUACGAACGACGCGGCCGGCAACACCUGGAACUGGCUGUACUUCAUCCCUCUCAUCAUCAUCGGCUCUUUCUUCAUGCUCAACCUGGUGCUGGGCGUGCUCUCCGGAGAGUUUGCCAAGGAGCGUGAGAGGGUCGAGAACCGCCGGGCCUUCCUGAAGCUUCGCAGGCAGCAGCAGAUCGAGCGGGAGCUCAAUGGGUACCUGGAGUGGAUCUUCAAGGCCGAGGAAGUCAUGCUGGCCGAGGAGGACAAGAAUGCGGAGGAGAAGUCCCCUCUGGAUGUGCUGAAGAGGGCAGCCGCCAAGAAGAGCCGGAGCGACCUGAUCCACGCCGAGGAGGGUGAGGACCGGUUUGCCGACCUGUGCGCGGUCGGGUCCCCAUUCGCCCGUGCCAGCCUCAAGAGUGGGAAGACGGACGGCUCGUCGUACUUCCGCAGGAAGGAGAAGAUGUUUCGCUUCUUCAUCCGCCGCGUGGUGAAGGCGCAGACUUUCUACUGGGUGGUGCUGUGCGUGGUGGCCUUGAACACCUUCUGUGUGGCCGUGGUCCACUACAACCAGCCCCAGCGACUCACCACGGCCCUGUACUUUGCAGAGUUUGUUUUCCUGGGUCUCUUCCUCACAGAGAUGUCCUUGAAGAUGUAUGGCCUGGGGCCCAGAAGCUACUUCCGGUCCUCAUUCAACUGCUUCGACUUUGGGGUCAUUGUGGGGAGCAUCUUUGAAGUGGUCUGGGCUGCCAUCAAGCCAGGAACCUCCUUCGGGAUCAGCGUCCUGCGGGCCCUCCGGCUGCUGCGAAUCUUCAAAGUCACGAAGUACUGGAGCUCCCUGCGGAACCUGGUGGUGUCUCUGCUCAACUCCAUGAAGUCCAUCGUCAGCCUGCUCUUCUUGCUGUUCCUCUUCAUCGUGGUCUUCGCGCUGCUGGGCAUGCAGCUCUUCGGGGGCCAGUUCAACUUUAACGAUGAAACCCCAACAACAAACUUUGACACCUUCCCCGCAGCCAUUCUCACCGUCUUCCAGAUCCUGACGGGAGAGGACUGGAAUGCAGUGAUGUACCACGGGAUCGAGUCGCAAGGCGGAGUCAGCAAAGGCAUGUUCUCCUCCUUUUACUUCAUUGUCCUGACGCUGUUUGGAAAUUACACUCUGCUGAAUGUCUUCCUGGCCAUUGCUGUGGACAACCUUGCCAAUGCUCAGGAACUGACCAAGGAUGAAGAGGAGAUGGAAGAAGCAGCCAAUCAGAAGCUUGCUCUCCAAAAGGCCAAAGAAGUGGCUGAAGUCAGUCCCAUGUCUGCCGCCAACAUCUCCAUCGCUGCCGCGCCGCAGAACUCGGCCAAGGCGCGCUCGGUGUGGGAGCAGCGGGCCAGCCAGCUGCGGCUGCAGAACCUGAGGGCCAGCUGCGAGGCGCUGUACAGCGAGAUGGACCCCGAGGAGCGGCUGCGCUAUGCCACCACGCGCCACCUGCGGCCCGACAUGAAGACGCACCUGGACCGGCCGCUCGUGGUGGAGCUGGGCCGCGACGGGCCGCGGGUCCCCGCCGGGGGCCAGGCCCGGCCCGAGGGCGCGGAGGCCGUGGAGGGCGCCGACCCGCCGCCGCGCAGGCACCACCGGCACCGCGACAAGGCGGCGGCCCCGGCCCCCGCCCCGGCGGCAGAGCAGGAGCGGGCGGACGCCCCGAAGGCUGACGGCGGGGAGCCCGGGGCCCGGGAGGAGCGGCCGCGGCCGCACCGCAGCCGCAGCAAGGAGGCCCGGAGUGAGCGCGGCCGCGGGCCGGGCCCCGAGGGCGGCCGGCGCCACCACCGGCGGGGCUCCCCAGAGGAGGCGGCCGAGCGCGAGCCCCGGCGCCAUCGCGCGCACCGGCACGCGCCCGACCAGGGCAAGGACGGCGGCACGGCCAAGGGCGAGCGGCGAGCGCGCCACCGCGGCGGACCCCGGGCCGGACCCCGAGAGGCGGGGAGCGGGGAGGAGCCGGCGCGGCGGCACCGGGCCCGGCACAAGGCGCUGCCCUCGCAGGAGGACACGGAGAAGGAGGCGGCGGAGAAGGAGGGUGAGGGCGAGGAGCGUGACAAGGAGAAGGAGCUCCGGAACCACCAGCCCAAGGAGCCACACUGUGACCUGGAGGCCAGUGGACCAGUGGGUGCAGGCCCAGUGCACGCCUUGCCCAGCACUUGUCUGCAGAAGGUAGAGGAACAGCCAGAGGAUGCAGAUAAUCAGCGGAACGUCACACGGAUGGGCAGUCAACCCUCGGACUUGAGUGCCACUGUGCACAUCCCGGUGACACUGACCGGUCCUCCUGGGGAGACCACGGCUGUUCCCAGUGGUAACGUGGACCUGGAAAGCCAAGCCGAGGGGAAGAAGGAGGCGGAGGCUGACGGUGUGGUGCGGAGUGGCCCCCGACCCAUCGUGCCGUACAGCUCCAUGUUCUGUUUAAGCCCCACCAACCUGCUUCGCCGCUUCUGCCACUCCAUCGUGACCAUGCGCUACUUUGAGAUGGUCAUCCUUGUGGUCAUUGCCCUGAGCAGCAUCGCCCUGGCCGCUGAGGACCCAGUGCGGACGGACUCCCCCAGGAACAAUGCUCUCAAGUACAUGGACUACAUCUUCACAGGCGUCUUCACCUUUGAGAUGGUGAUAAAGAUGAUUGAUUUGGGACUUCUGCUGCACCCUGGGGCCUACUUCCGGGACCUGUGGAAUAUUCUGGACUUCAUCGUGGUCAGUGGGGCCCUGGUGGCAUUUGCCUUCUCGAGCUUCGUGGGAGGAUCCAAAGGGAAAGACAUCAACACCAUCAAGUCCCUGAGAGUCUUGCGCGUCCUGCGGCCCCUCAAGACCAUCAAACGGCUGCCCAAGCUCAAGGCCGUGUUCGACUGUGUGGUGAACUCGCUGAAGAACGUCCUCAACAUCCUGGUCGUCUACAUGCUGUUCAUGUUCAUCUUCGCCGUCAUCGCCGUGCAGCUCUUCAAGGGCAAGUUUUUCUACUGCACCGAUGAGUCCAAGGGGCUGGAGAGGGAUUGCAGGGGCCAGUAUCUGGACUACGAGAAGGAGGAGGUGGAGGCCCAGCCGCGGCAGUGGAAGAAAUACGACUUUCACUAUGACAACGUGCUCUGGGCUCUGCUGACGCUGUUCACGGUGUCCACGGGAGAAGGGUGGCCCAUGGUCCUGAAACACUCCGUGGAUGCCACCUAUGAGGAGCAGGGCCCCAGCCCUGGAUACCGCAUGGAGCUGUCCAUCUUCUAUGUGGUCUACUUCGUGGUCUUCCCCUUCUUCUUCGUCAACAUCUUCGUGGCCUUGAUCAUCAUCACCUUUCAGGAGCAGGGGGACAAGGUGAUGUCUGAAUGCAGCCUGGAAAAGAACGAGAGGGCUUGCAUCGACUUCGCCAUCAGCGCCAAGCCCCUGACACGGUACAUGCCCAGGGACAAGCAGUCGUUCCAGUACAAGACCUGGACAUUUGUGGUCUCACCUCCCUUUGAGUACUUCAUCAUGGCCAUGAUCGCUCUCAACACGGUGGUGCUCAUGAUGAAGUUCUAUGAUGCACCAUAUGAGUAUGAGCUGAUGCUGAAAUGCCUGAACAUUGUGUUCACGUCCAUGUUCUCCAUGGAAUGCGUGCUGAAGAUCAUCGCCUUUGGGGUGCUGAACUAUUUCAGAGAUGCCUGGAACGUCUUUGACUUUGUCACUGUGUUGGGAAGUAUAACUGAUAUUUUAGUAACAGAGAUUGCGAACAAUUUCAUCAACCUCAGCUUCCUGCGCCUGUUUCGGGCCGCCCGGCUCAUCAAGCUGCUGCGCCAAGGCUACACCAUCCGCAUUCUGCUGUGGACCUUUGUGCAGUCCUUCAAGGCCCUGCCCUACGUGUGUCUUCUCAUCGCCAUGCUGUUCUUCAUCUACGCCAUCAUCGGCAUGCAGGUUUUUGGAAAUAUUGCGCUGGAUGAUGACAGCAGCAUCAACCGGCACAACAACUUCCGGACGUUUCUGCAGGCCCUGAUGCUGCUGUUCAGGAGUGCCACGGGGGAGGCCUGGCAUGAGAUCAUGCUGUCCUGUCUCAGCAAUCAGGCCUGUGAUGAGCACGCCAAUGCCAGUGAGUGUGGGAGCGACUUUGCCUACUUCUACUUCGUCUCCUUCAUCUUCCUUUGCUCCUUCCUGAUGUUGAACCUCUUUGUGGCCGUGAUCAUGGACAAUUUUGAGUACCUUACACGGGACUCUUCCAUCCUAGGGCCUCACCACCUGGACGAGUUCAUCCGGGUCUGGGCUGAGUACGACCCGGCUGCGUGUGGGCGCAUCAGUUACAAUGACAUGUUUGAGAUGCUGAAACACAUGUCCCCACCCCUGGGGCUGGGGAAGAAAUGCCCUGCUCGAGUUGCAUACAAGCGCCUGGUUCGCAUGAACAUGCCCAUCUCCAACGAGGACAUGACUGUCCACUUCACGUCCACGCUGAUGGCCCUCAUCCGGACCGCACUGGAGAUCAAGCUGGCUCCAGCCGGCACCAAGCAGCACCAGUGUGAUGCCGAGUUGAGGAAGGAGAUCUCCUCUGUGUGGGCCAAUCUGCCCCAGAAGACACUGGAUUUACUGGUGCCACCCCAUAAACCCGAUGAGAUGACUGUGGGAAAAGUGUACGCAGCUCUGAUGAUAUUCGACUUCUACAAGCAGAACAAGACCACCAGAGACCAGAUUCACCAGGCAACAGGAGGCCUGUCCCAGAUGGGCCCUGUGUCCCUCUUCCACCCUCUGAAGGCUACGCUGGAGCAGACACAGCCCGCGGUGCUCCGAGGAGCCCGGGUUUUCCUUCGGCAGAAGAGCACUGCCUCCCUCAGCAACGGCGGGGCCGUACAAACCCAAGAGAGCGGCAUCAAGGAGUCUGUUUCCUGGGGCACUCAGCGGACCCAGGAGGUGCCCAGUGAGGCAAGGACAACCCUGGAGCGUGGCCACUCCACAGAGAUCCCAGUGGUGCAGCCAGGAAAACCGGCCGUCGAUGUCCAGAUGCAGAGCGUGGCCCUGAGAGGUCCUGACGGGGAACCCCAGCCUGGUCUGGAGAGCCAGGGACGAGCAGCCUCCAUGCCCCGCCUGGCUGCAGAGACUCAGCCGGCCCCCAGCGCCAGCCCCAUGAAGCGGUCCAUCUCCACACUGGCGCCCCAGCGCCCUCAUGUGGCUCAUCUCUGCAACGCUGCCCUGGACCGCGCCCCGGCCAGCCAGCCUGUGCCCCACCACCACCACCGCUGCCAUCGCCGCAGGGACAGGAAGCAGAAGUCCCUGGAGAAGGGGCCCAGCCUGUCUGCAGACACAGAUGGUGCACCCAGCAGUGCUGCAGGGCCAGGCCCACCCCCGGGAGAGGGACCCACAGGCUGCCGGAGGGAGCGCAGACAGGAGCGGGGCCGGUCCCAGGAGCGGAGGCAGCCUUCUUCCUCUUCCUCGGAGAAGCAGCGCUUCUACUCCUGUGACCGCUUUGGGGGCCGUGAGCCCUCGCAUCCCAAACCCUCUCUCAGCAGCCACCCCACAUCACCAACAGCUGGGCAGGAGCCAGGGCCCCCGAGACCGGGUGGUAGUUCAAUGAACGGGAGCCCCUUGUUGUCGACAUCCGGUGCUAGCACCCCUGGCCGUGGCGGGCGGAGGCAGCUCCCCCAGACUCCGCUGACCCCCCGUCCCAGUGUCACCUACAAGACGGCCAACUCUUCGCCUGUCCACUUCGCUGGGGCACAGACCAGCCUUCCCACCUUCUCCCCAGGCCGGCUUAGUCGUGGCCUUUCUGAACACAACGCUCUGCUCCAGAGAGACCCCCUCAGCCAGCCCCUGGGCGCUGGCUCUAGGAUCGGCUCUGACCCUUACCUGGGGCAGCGUCUGGACAGUGAGGACACAGCCCGCACCCAGCCUGAGGACACGCUUACCUUCGAGGAGGCUGUGGCCACCAACUCAGGCCGCUCCUCCCGGACUUCCUACGUGUCCUCUCUGACCUCCCAGUCCCACCCACUCCGCCGCGUGCCCAAUGGCUACCACUGCACUCUGGGACUCAGCUCGGGCGGCCGGGCCCGGCACAGCUACCACCACCCCGACCAAGACCACUGGUGCUAGCUGUACCGCCCACGCCACGCACCUGCGCAGCGGCCGCGUUCCGUCGAUGAGUUUUAUCAUCCACGCUGGGCUCCUGGGGACACUCAGGGGCACCGAGGCAGGGGCAGCAGCCCCUGGGAGGAGGGGCCCUGCCUUUGGGGCCAGCUGGGGGGAGGCCCCGCUGCUCCCCCCAUCCCCCCACCCCACCUCCUCUUUCACACUGGACCAAGUCCUAAAGCCCUUUCAGAGAGGGAUGUGGCUCUCUCUGUCCGCUGGUAGGCUGCCUGCCUGGGUCUCGUACCACAGAUCCUACACGGGAAGUGGCCGCAUGUGCUGAGUAGGAUGCUGCCAGUCUGAAUCCUGUGUGAUGGGUCCCAGCAUCUGGGGUGUGUGUCUGGAGCCAUUCUGAGGAGGUCUGGAUCUCGCGGAGGCCAUCCUUUAUCCAAGUCUGUGGUACAGGGGAGCCUGGCACGUUUGAAUGCCUGGCCAGACAAGACAGAGUUGACGGUCCCCAGCAGCAGCCUUGGGAGCCUGGGCCGUGGCUCCAUGCGUUCUUGUCAGUGCCCACAAACACAGACACGUCUGGCGUGGCUCUUUGUACCUGAAACCACAAAUGGACACCAGAAAUACACUCACACACUCUGUCCUCUCCCAGAUGCUGUCAACCCUGACAGGGACCAAAUCUGGAAAGCAUUCUGGCUGUUGGUUUUGGUUUUUAAUCACAACACCCUUCCCUCUUUUGUCAAUUCCAUAUACUUGAUUUAGAAAAAAGAGAAAAACAGAAAACUGGGGAAGGAAAUAGUAAUACUACUUAAAAAAAUCCAACCUGUAGGAAGCUCUCAGCUCUUUGGUGUGUGUGUGUGUGUGUGUGUGUGUGUGUCUUGUGUGAGGAGACGCUCUUGCGUCCAGCCUGGGUGGUCCCCCAGCUCCCCUGGCCCCUGCUGCUCUCGACCAAGUGCCUGACUUCCGAGCCCUCUCGUGCCAGGCUCCUGGGGGCAGUGACGUGAAGCCUGUGUGAAGCGUGGGUGAAUUCUUGGAACUGUUCCCAGUUCCAGAUACCGACCAGGUGCAAGGCUGGUGUCCGUGGAGAACACUCGUAUAACAUCCAGUGGGACGGCUGUAGUUGGAAACGAAGCGACCAUUUCCCCGUUUUCCUCCCACGAGUGAAAGGGCUUCCUGGGAAGCCACACAGCAGCAUAGAGCAUGUCCUCGUGUGGGGUGUUUUCAGUCUGUUGCACAUCUGAAUCUCAGGGACGGGAUGCCUGCCAAAGGGGGCAUGAUGUCUGUUGUCGUGAGUUUCUUUUCAGAGAAGGCCAGAGAGAGGGAGAGGUACCGGGAAGAAGGAGAGGUAGGGACAGGAAGGAGGGUCUGUGUCUGAGCAGAUGCGGCACUUGGGACGCCCUGAAUG